UGUGUAGCUACUAAUAACCUGAAAUCAUCAUGCCCGGCGAAACAACCGUGUUAUUAGUGUAUUUAUGAUGAACAAAAGCACGUAGCUGUCUUUGUGAAGCUGUUGGCAGAGUGACGGAGUGUCUAACCCUGUCGUCCGGGGAGGGUUUAUCGCAGCUGGAGUGAUUGUGUUGCUGCUCCGAGGCCUCGUCGCAGAGAAAGUCUCGUACAACCGUCCCCGGGAUUUCAUGUUGAAGUCGUCUGGUUUGGAGGGUCCGAAUUGAGUGUUUUCCCGUCGGAAGAUGGACACUGACAAAUUUAACUAUGUCUACAGCUGUGACUUGGAUAUUAACGUUCAACUUAAGAUAGGUAGUCUGGAAGGGAAGCGAGAACAGAAGAGCUACAAAGCUCUUCUGGAGGACCCGAUGCUGCGGUUCUCAGGCCUGUACCAGGAGAACUGCUCGGACCUCUACGUCACCUGCCAGGUUUUUGCGGAGGGGAAACCGCUGGCCCUGCCCGUCCGCACGUCAUACAAAGCAUUCAGCACACGUUGGAACUGGAACGAGUGGCUGCGGUUGCCGGUCAAAUACCCAGACCUUCCCCAGAAUGCUCAGGUUGCUCUCACCGUGUGGGACAUCUAYGGACCCGGCAGAGCCGUCCCUGUUGGGGGAACCACUGUCACACUGUUUGGCAAAUACGGUAUGUUCCGGCARGGGAUGCACGACCUGAAGGUCUGGCCCGGUGUGGAGGGCGACGGAGGGGAGCCCACCACCACACCGGGACGCACCAGCAGCAGCCUGGCGGAGGACCAGAUGGGCAGACUUGCCAAGGGCCCUGACCUGGAGGUACUCAGUGAUCUGACGAAGGCUCAUCGGCAGGGCCACAUGGUGAAGGUAGACUGGCUGGACCGGCUGACCUUCAGAGAGAUCGAGAUGAUCAACGAGAUUGAGAAGCGCAGCUCGAACUUCAUGUACCUCAUGGUGGAGUUUCCUCGYGUCAAAACAAACGACAAGGAGUACAGCAUCGUCUACUAUGAGAAGGACGGGGAUGAAGCGUCUCCCGUUCCCACCAGCUCUGACAUCGUUAAAGUCCCCGACCCACAAAUGGGGAUGGAGAAUCUGGUGGAGAGUAAACACCACAAACUGGCUCGUAGCCUUCGCAGCGGGCCGUCGGACCACGACCUGAAGCCUAACGCUGCCACACGAGACCAGCUCAACAUCAUUGUAAGCUACCCUCCAACCAAGCAGCUGAGCUCUGAGGAGCAGGAUCUAGUGUGGAAGUUCAGAUACUACCUCACCACWCAGGAAAAGGCGCUGACAAAGUUCCUGAAAUGCGUGAACUGGGAUCUGCCACAGGAGGCCAAACAAGCUCUGGAGCUGCUGGGGAAGUGGAGGCCCAUGGACGUGGAGGACUCGCUGGAGCUGCUAUCCUCCCAUUUCACCAACCCGACAGUGAGGCGCUACGCYGUGGCUCGCCUGCAGCAGGCUGACGAUGAGGACCUGCUGAUGUACCUGCUCCAGCUGGUGCAGGCGCUCAAGUACGAGAACUUCAGUGACAUCCAGGGCGGCUUGGAGCCAGGGAGCAAGAGAGAGAGCCAGGGACUUUCAGAUGACCCCACGCUGGACAGCUUGCAGAGCCUUUCGGCCACAUCCGGACCGUCCUCUGCUCCUCAGCAAAAAGGCAAAGAAGGAGUCGACAGCGAGACUCUAGAGCAAGACUUGUGUACUUUCCUCAUUUCACGUGCUUGCAAGAACUCCACACUCGCCAACUACUUGUACUGGUACGUGAUUGUGGAGUGCGAGGAUCAGGACACACAGCAGAGAGAUCCUAAAACACACGAGAUGUACCUGAACGUGAUGAGGAGGUUCAGCCAGGCGUUACUGAAGCACGACAGGAGUGUGAGGGUGAUGCGCUCCCUUCUGGCUGCUCAGCAGACUUUUGUAGACAAACUAGUGCAACUCAUGAAAGCUGUCCAACGGGAGAGCGGAAACCGUAAGAAGAAGACGGAGAGGCUGCAGUAUCUGCUGGCAGACAACGAGAAGGUGAAUCUCUCCGACAUUGAGCCGAUUCCUUUGCCUCUGGAGCCCCAGAUCCGGAUCAGAGGGAUCAUCCCGGAGACGGCAACACUUUUUAAGAGCGCUCUGAUGCCGGCCAAGCUGAUCUUCAGAACCGAGGACGAAGCCAUGUACCCRGUCAUCUUCAAACACGGAGAUGAUCUGAGACAAGACCAGCUCAUCCUGCAGAUCAUCUCGCUCAUGGACAAGAGCUUCUUCAGGAAGCACGCGCCGAGUGAGAAGGGGCCGUACGGCAUCAGCUCGGAGGUGAUGGAUACAUACGUUAAAAGCUGCGCUGGUUACUGCGUCAUCACCUACAUCCUGGGAGUUGGAGACCGACACCUGGACAACCUGCUGCUAACAAAGACCGGGAAACUCUUCCACAUCGACUUCGGCUACAUUCUCGGCCGAGAUCCCAAACCGCUGCCUCCGCCCAUGAAGCUGAGUAAAGAGAUGGUGGAGGGGAUGGGGGGCAUGCAGAGCGAGCAGUACCAGGAGUUCAGGAAGCAGUGCUACACCGCCUUCCUCCACCUCAGGAGAUACUCCAACCUGAUCCUGAAUCUGUUCUCUCUCAUGGUGGACGCCAAUAUUCCCGACAUCGCUCUGGAGCCUGACAAGACGGUUAAAAAGGUGCAGGAUAAGUUCAGAUUGGACCUGUCUGAUGAGGAGGCCGUUCACUACAUGCAGAGUCUGAUCGAUGAGAGCGUGGGCGCGUUGUUCGCUGCUGUGGUCGAGCAGAUACACAAAUUUGCUCAGUAUUGGCGCAGAUGAACAAAGCAGACAAGCGACACGAGGCUGAAGUGGAUCCAACGUUUUUAUGCGUCACAAACGAGCGGUUGCACGGCUGUGGAGUGUUUUUUGCGUGUUUGUGUGAAGAAGAAAGAACCCAGUGACACUGUUUUUUUGUUUUGUUUUUUUAAAACAAGAAAGGCCAAGAUUGCACUGCCAACCUUUACUGCAAGAUGGCAAAUCAAGGACAUGUAAAUCUUUGUUUGCUCCUGUAUAUAAACUGUACAUUAAUUACUGAAUGACUGACUGAAUGAGGCCAAAAUAAAAUGCUGUUGUUACGACUAAA
Austrofundulus limnaeus is the source of this 3107-nucleotide messenger RNA. It is a transcript of the gene pik3c3, whose product is annotated as phosphatidylinositol 3-kinase, catalytic subunit type 3. Gene Ontology annotation, cellular component: endosome; phosphatidylinositol 3-kinase complex, class III, type II; membrane. Gene Ontology annotation, biological process: endocytosis; autophagy of peroxisome; phosphatidylinositol-3-phosphate biosynthetic process. The record is from RefSeq and is a predicted model, not a curated record. Lineage: Eukaryota; Metazoa; Chordata; Actinopteri; Cyprinodontiformes; Rivulidae. Gene Ontology annotation, molecular function: 1-phosphatidylinositol-3-kinase activity.